Messenger RNA from Phytophthora sojae, 453 nucleotides. RefSeq lists its product as hypothetical. Lineage: Eukaryota; Oomycota; Peronosporomycetes; Peronosporales; Peronosporaceae. The transcript has 3 exons. Bases 1 to 453 code for a protein of 150 amino acids. The record is from RefSeq and is a predicted model, not a curated record.
AUGUGGGAGGAGAUUAGUAGGGCCUAUCGCGAAGCCUGUGCAAGUUUCAAGAAGUCAGAUAACAACGGAUAUUUUGCCGCCUUCCAUGGUGGCAAGAUGAACACAUACUACCUGCAUUUGCUCACGACAGUUACGAAGCCCAAUUUACACGCCUGUGUCGUGCAGAUGUUACCGAAAGACGCAAUAGCUGACUCAUUUGAGUUAGAGUCGAGGUCUGCCCAAAAUGCAGUGAAAUCAGUCGCUGCUGGGAAAGGCACACGAGCCGACGGAUUUGUUGAAGCCUUCAAGGAGCUCAAUCGUGUUGUUUUAGAGGGCAUCGAGCUGUUGGUCAUGUUGCGGACGAGCCUCCGCAAUAUGCGAAGGGAACUAGCUCUUCUCGAGCAAGAAGGACAAACGCAAGGUGAUAGCGAAUACGACGACUUGCAAAACCGCAUUUCUACGCUGAAAAGCUAA